AACACACAAAGUGAAGGGAGGGGAAGAGGGCGAGUCCAGAGAGAGCGAGCGAGCACAACUCGGCGAGCAGGAGAGUCUUGGGUUACAGGAGCACUGUAAGGCAGGUUCCAGAAGAGUGGCGCAAAACGGUCGAUAUAUUCCACCCGUCCUCCCCCGCAGCCCGUGGCGGCUCGGGCUUUGGCCUCCACAGAGGCCGGGGCCUCCACAGAGGCCGGGGCCAUCAGCCACGACUGAGCUAGCAUGGGACAGAGCGCCAGCCCUCAGACAGCAGCCCAGCAACCAGCGCUACACAACAACACCGGCGAUGAGGUGGACUUGCAGCGCGGUUCGACCGGGAGCGUGGGGGGCAACUCUGGGGGCAGCAGCAGCCCCCCGUCCAAGCGCAAGGGCAAGUUCACCACCUUCGGCAACAUCUUCAAGCCCUGGAAGUGGAGGAAGAAGAAGGCGAGCGAGAAGUUCACGGAAACCUCUAUAGUUUUGGAGAGGAAGAUCUCCAUGAGAAGACCCAGACAGGAGCUGAUCGACAGAGGGGUGCUGAAAGAGAUCCCCGAAAAUGAGAUCAACGACGCGAACCGCGCCAAAGCCCCGCUGCCCAAGAACGGUCACGGCCCGGCCUUAGACGUGGACCACAUCUCUCUGUCGGGGAGGCGCGUCUCCCAGGGGGGGGACGCCCCCUCCGACCCCAGGUCCAGCCUGAAUCCCACCUGGCUGCCCCAGGUGGACGAGCGCCACAGCAGCUUCUCCGCCGGCGACCUGCGGGGCAGGGUGUCGUCGGACGCCUCGCGGAGCAGCCGCGCCCCGCUGGACGUGGACUCCCACGCCCGCCUGCCCGCGGAGGGGGACCGGCGCGGCCGCCUGGCCUCGGACCUCGAGAAGCGAGCGGGCUCCCUGCCCCGAGGGGGCCCCCAGGACGAGGGCCGUCACCGGCGGGAGGAGAGGAGAGACAAGGACGAGAGGAGAGACAAGGACGAGAGGAGAGACAAGGACGAGAGGAGAGACAAGGACGAGAGGAGAGACAAGGACGAGAGGAGAGACAAGGACGAGAGGAGAGACAAGGACGAGAGGAGAGACAAGGACGAGAGGAGAGACAAGGACGAGAGGAGAGACCCGCGCGACGAGAGGGAGGAGCGAGGCCGGAGGGAGGAGAGGGAGGAGCGAGAGAGGAGGGAGCGGGAGCGGCGAGACGACAGGGAGCGCGAGGGAGGGGACAGGAAGGAGGAGAAGGACCGCCGAGAGAGGAGGGACGACCGGGGGGAGAGGGAGGAGAGGGAGCGGAGAGACCGCGACGAGCGCGAGAGGAGGGAGGAGCGGGAGAGGGCGGACGACAGGGAGAGGAGGGAGGGCAGGCCCGAGGACAGAGAGAGGAGGGACGACAAGGUCCGGAGGGACGACCGGCGAGAGGAGAGGGAGAGGAGGGACGACCGCGGGGAGAAGAGAACUGAGCGGGAGAGACCGGAAGAGAGGGAGAGGAAGGAAGACAGAGAAAGGAGGGAGGAGAGGGAUAGGAGGGAGGAGAGGGAUAGGAGGGAGGAGAAGGAAAGGCGAGAGGAGAAGGAAAGGAGAGAGGAGAAGGAAAGGAGAGAGGAUAGGGAGAGGAAGGAAGCUCGCGAGGGAAGGCCGGAUACUAAAAGACCCGUGGAGGAGGUCCGCCCUCCAGCCAGGCCCCACUUUGAGACCGAGGCCAGGCCCGGCCCAGUCUUCUACGAAGACCAGAAGAAAUCUCGUCCCGUCUCCGAGAUGACUGGCACGUCCUCGCUGUCCAGGCGCACCCCACCCGAGGAGUUCCGCCCGCGCACAGGGUCUGUCGGUGCCCGGUUUGCCCCCGACCCCGAGUCUGCACGCGACUCUCAUAGAGAGCUGCCCCCCCCCAAACAGGCCAUGCUGCCCCCCAAGAAGCCCGCUGCUCCCUCCCUUGAGCCCGCCCCUCCCUCCUCCUCCUCCUCCUCCUCCUCUGCUGUACCAGUGGCCAAGCCCCCAAGGACCGUCUCCCUGAUGGUCGACGACCUCCCUCCUCCGCGCGCCGCCUCCGCCGCCCCCCCCGCCGGGGAGCCGAGCGCCCCCCCUCCCGUGCCCCCCCACGCCAAACAGCCUCCCGUCCCCCCGCCCAAGCCCAGCAACCGCAACAGCAACCCCGCACUGCUUGCCUCCACCCUGCACAGGUUCUCCAGGUCCCGCCCGGCCCCCCACCACUGGUACAGCUGGAGACGGCAGGGCGAGCAGGGCCACUACCUCUCCCUGCCCAGCCACCUGUGCCAUCGUGCUGGACAACCCUGCCCAGCCGAGCUGUCUCAGCCCUCCAGUGGAGUCAUCGUGGUACCUGCCCCCGCCAGGCGCUCUCCACCCACCCCGCCCAAGAGGAUGACACCCGUCACCAAGCGCCAAUCGGAGGAGCCGCUGCCUCCGCCCUCCCCGGCCCCGGCCCCGGCCUCGGGGCCCGGCUCCGGCCCCAACCCCUCGGUCUCCAUCACCCUGCCCACCGCUGCUCCGGCAGGGCCCAGUACUGAGAACAUCAGCUCUGACCCGACCUCCCCGCCCCCAGCACACGUACCCCCGUCGCCUCCCCACACCCUGCCCAACCCCGCCCCCACCCCACAGCAGAGGGAACCUCCGCCGCCCACCACGGAUCCGCCCAGCCACCCUCCCAACAUCCCCCUGCACAUCCUGAUCCAGCAGGCCCUGAACAACAGCCCCAGGCCGUCCCCGUCCAACACGGGGAGUUCGCAGAGGGCCCACUCCCUGCUGUUCGAGACCCCGCCAGAGUUCCUGGUGGAGCACGGGGGCCGCUACUCUCUCCCCGUCACCAUCGAGCCUCUCAGACUACCCGACGACGACGACUUCGACAUGGAGGAGGAGCUGCAGAAGCUGCACCCGGCGCGCGUCGCCCCGGGGCCACGGCAGCCCGAGCUGGAGCCCCGCAGCCGCAGGGGCCUGGUGGACGACCCCCGCGUGUCGGUCAUCCCCGAGGGCCGCGGCCACGGCGACAGCGAGGAGGACGAGGAGGAGGAGGAGGACGAGGAGGCGGAGGAGACCGACUCGGACGGGCCCAUCCUCUACAGGGACGACCCGGACGAGGACGAAGGCCCUCCCAGCGGGCUGGCCAGCCGCGUGAGGAGGAAGGACACGCUGGCGCUGAAGCUGGAGAAGCAGGAGCGCCAGGCCAUGGAGGCCCAGGGCGACCAGGACGGCACCACCUGGCAGAGCCGGGAGCAGUGGGAGGCCCUGAGGAACAAGAUCGGCACCACGCUCACACGGAGGCUGAGCCAGAGGCCCUCACUAGAGGAACUGGAGCAGAGGAACAUUUUCCAAGUGAACGAAGCGGAUCGACGGGCAGAGAGGAGCGAGAUUAAGCGCAGGCUUACCAAAAAGCUGUCCCAGAGGCCCACGAUAGCCGAGCUGCAGGAAAGGAAGAUCCUGCGCUUCCACGAGUACGUGGAGUGUACCCAUGCCAACGACUACGACCGGCGCGCAGACAAGCCCUGGACCAAGCUCACCCCGGCCGACAAGGCGGCCAUCCGCAAGGAACUCAACGAGUUCAAGAGCUCCGAGAUGGAGGUUCACGAGGAGAGCAGGAUCUACACCAGGUUCCACCGGCCUUAGCUGACUGUCCGUGUCCACUUGAGAAUAAGCACUUAGACCGGGGCUUGAGGGGGGGGCAUGGUGGGGAACACAGCCCCCUGGCACAGAGCAUCCCCCUCUCCAAGUACCCUGGGAUGCCCACCCCCACGUCUGAAACCUUGGACUAGGGGUGCCGUCCUUCAGCCCAGACACUGCCCGCCCUCGGUACCAAACACUUCCCGUUGGUGGUCCCCUGCCUGCUACUCCCACUGCAGACCCUGCUGACCAUGUAUGCAGCCGCAGCAUCAGAGAUGCGGAUCAAGCCCCCGAACUCUGAGCAGAAGCAGAGGAGGAAAGAUGGCGGUUCACUGCCAAUGGAGAGCUCGCGGUCACUGUUUCACCUGGGCCACGCUGGAGGUUCCCUGUGCCAAUACUGAGGGUGGGGGGGGGUGAGGGGACGGGCUCUCCUCGGGGGCUCUGUCGUGACGGGAGCAGAGCCGUGUCUGGAAGGACGUGUUGUCAAAGGACAGAGAGACUGUGACAGUUGGUUUCCUGUUCUGUUAUUUCUGUCUGCUCUCUCUCUCUCUCUCUCUCUCUCUCUCUCUCUCUCUCUCUCUCUCUCACUCUCACUCUCACUCUCUCUCUCUCUCUCUCUCUCUCUCUCUCUCUCGUCCUCCUCAGGCUAUACAGAUCCAGUGAGGCCUUCAACUUCAUUUAAGAGUUUGUGAAAAUGUUUUUAUCUCCUGAUGGGGAAGAUAGUGUACAGAGAUUAUCCUAAAUCUUCAUAUUAUAUUUGUAAAGGCGGUACUAAUUAUAAUUUUUCUUCUAACUGAUAAUUAGUUAAUAGUGUUUUCUUCUGAUAAACCACAUUGUGUGUGUUUGUAUAGACAUGCAUGUCUGUUCAAGGGUACCCACUGGUGUACCAGCCUUAUUUUGGAAGUGACUGGUUAAUCUUAUGUGCAUAUAAUUUUUAAGUGUAAUAUAUAUUAUGUUCCUACUAUUUGUCAAAUGGUAUGGGGGAGACCAGGUUGGUACAUGAAAGGGUGUGUCUGUUUCAACCAUGUUGGUGUAAAACUCCAGAGCGUUUAUGAACAAACUUUGUCUAUUACGGCAUGGAGCACCACAACUCACUGGUUGCUUUUUAUUUAGUUGAUACAUUUAUAUAUAGAUGUUGUGUGCUGAAUAAUCUUUAUUAAUGCACCUUACUGUUAAAUGGGAAUCAUGAAAACUGUAAUUUGUAUAAUAAAAAUAAUAAUGUGACUUUAGAAUUCCAAACUUACACUACGAUUCUUUGAUGGUUGGCAUUGAAAAACUAUUGGAGAAUGACCAUAUUAUUUGGACUUCACUGUGGUUGUGCGAUACACUGUGGUUGUGCGAUACACUGUGGUUGUGCGAUACACUGUGGUUGUGCGAUACACUGUAUGUGUGGACGGGUGGGCGGUCUCCACCGUUCCACUCUAGAUUCAUCAUGUAGGUUAGAUGUGUUCUUUAAUGUACAUGACUGUCUAAUUCUAACAAAUGUUUAAUUGACUUAAAGUAUUAUGCAACUAUUUUUUCAAAGCGGUAUGACCCGAUAAUGUUGCAGAGAUUGGUACAGAAAAGGGUUUAUUACAAAUGUAUAGUUUCUUUUGUUGUUUGUUUUUUGUUUGUUUUUUACAAAGAGAUCUAUGAAGCUCUCUUGCAAGCUACUACUGUGUAAAUGGUCAACUCCCAUUCAAAUUAAAAGAAAAUGUGAUCAUGAGAAGA
Messenger RNA from Osmerus eperlanus (European smelt), 5301 nucleotides. RefSeq names its product phosphatase and actin regulator 4a (gene phactr4a). Gene Ontology annotation, molecular function: actin binding. Gene Ontology annotation, biological process: actin cytoskeleton organization; neural crest cell migration. The record is from RefSeq and is a predicted model, not a curated record. The transcript has 14 exons. Lineage: Eukaryota; Metazoa; Chordata; Actinopteri; Osmeriformes; Osmeridae. Bases 241 to 3597 code for a protein of 1118 amino acids.